This is a messenger RNA of Urocitellus parryii (Arctic ground squirrel), 2931 nucleotides long. It is a transcript of the gene Arsg, whose product is annotated as arylsulfatase G. The record is from RefSeq and is a predicted model, not a curated record. Lineage: Eukaryota; Metazoa; Chordata; Mammalia; Rodentia; Sciuridae. Gene Ontology annotation, molecular function: arylsulfatase activity.
CCCACGUGGACCGGGGCCGCGUCGGGCGCGCGCCCCGCCCGUCUGCCGCCCGGGCUGGGGGUCACGGAAGGAAACCUUAGAGAAACCUCAACCAUCUGGRACUCAGAAACUCACUGGGGGCUGACUGCAGCUUCUAGAACAUCCAGGUGUUCUGCCGAUGAGAGAAUUUGUCCUGCAGYCACCAGAUGGAGUUCCAGACAGAUGCCAAGCUUGGGCUGCGGCUCURACAUCCCUGRAUACAGAAGGGCCCCCMAUGACACCGACACGUCUAGUCAUCUUUAUGAAGCUCCGUGGGAAACAUCUCCCCUAGUGAGUCAAGCCAAGUCGGGGGCUGCCAGUGUCCCGACUCCUGUGAAUUAGGAUUCCAGAUGGGGGCCUCGUUUCUGUACUCCCCAGCAUCCCCCCAGCCAUCACAUCCACCACCACUGCCACCAGUAGGUUCUGGAAAACUCUACUCCUAAGGGACCUGCUGCAUUAAAAGUGGGCAGAGAGGAARCGCUCGGAAAAGUCUCCACUGGUGGCCCUCCAUCGUUCCAGACAACAGGAAUCUCCCCCUUGUCACCAUGGGCUGGCUUUUCCUAAAGGUUUUGUUGGUAGGAGUGAGUUUYUCUGGAUUUCUUUAUCCCUUCGUGGACUUUUGCCUCAGGGGGAAAACGAUGGGCCAGAAACCAAAUAUUGUGAUCAUUUUGGCCGAUGACAUGGGCUGGGGUGACCUAGGAGCAAACUGGGCAGAAACGAAGGACACUGYCAACCUUGAUAAGAUGGCUUCAGAAGGAAUGAGGUUUGUGGACUUCCACGCAGCCGCCUCCACCUGCUCGCCCUCCCGGGCCUCCCUGCUCACCGGCCGCCUGGGCCUGCGCAAUGGAGUCACGCACAACUUCGCGGUCACCUCUGCGGGGGGCCUCCCGCUCAACGAGACCACCUUGGCGGAGGUGCCGGCCGGCUACGUCACCGCGAUGAUAGGCAAAUGGCAUCUUGGGCAUCAUGGCUCUUAUCACCCCAACUUCCGCGGUUUUGACUACUACUUUGGGAUUCCAUACAGCCAYGAUAUGGGCUGUACUGAUGCCCCGGGCUACGACCACCCUCCUUGCCCAGCAUGUCCUCAGGGCAACCGCUCCUCGAGGAACCUUGAAAGGGACUGCUACCCGGACCUCGCCCUUCCUCUCUACGAGAACCUCCACAUCGUGGAACAGCCCGUGAACCUGAGCGGCCUUGCGCGGAAGUACGCCRAGAAGGCGACCCAGUUCAUCCAGCAGGCAAGUGCCARCGGAAGACCCUUCCUGCUCUACRUGGGCCUGGCCCACAUGCAUGUGCCCCUAGCUGUGGCUGGACCACGGGGCCAAAGCCCGUACCGGGCGGGUCUCCGGGAGAUGGACARUCUGGUGGGUCAGCUCAAGGACAAAGUCGACCACACGGCGAAGGAAAACACGCUCCUCUGGUUCACAGGAGACAAUGGCCCGUGGGCUCAGAAGUGUGAACUGGCAGGCAGCGUGGGUCCCUUCACCGGACGGUGGCAGAUCCAUCAAGGGGGAAGCCCAGCCAAGCAGACCACCUGGGAAGGUGGGCACCGGGUCCCGGCCCUGGCUUACUGGCCCGGCACAGUCCCAGCCAAUGUCACCAGCACUGCCUUGUUAAGCGUGCUGGACAUUUUCCCCACUGUGGUGGCCCUGGCGCAGGCCACUUUGCCCCAAGAUCGACGCUUUGAUGGACUGGAUGCCUCCGAGGUGCUCCUGGGCAGGUCGAAGACGGGGCACAGGGUGCUGUUCCACCCCAACAGCGGCGCAGCUGGAGGGUACGGAGCCCUGCAGACUGUCCGCCUGGAGAGGUACAAAGCCUUCUAUAUCACCGGUGGAGCCAGAGCUUGUGACGGAAGUGUCGGGCCUGAGCAGCAGCAAGAUCCUCCUCUUAUUUUYGAUCUCCAAGAAGACGCUGCAGAAGGGGAGCCUCUACAGAGAGGGGGUGCCGAGUACCAGGCCGUGCUGCCCAAGGUCAGGAAGGUUCUCGCAGACGUCCUUCAAGACAUUGCCAAUGACAACAUCUCCAGAGCCGAUUACACACAGGAUCCUUCAGUAAUUCCCUGUUGUAAUCCCUACCAAAUCGCCUGCCGCUGCCAAACCACGUAACUGGCCAGUUUUUCCACUGUAGGGAUGGCUGGAAAUCAGACGGGCAGGUUCGCUUUCAAACUUCUUUACCCUCUUUACCCACCUAGGCUAUAAAAACAAGUCUCGGAAUUUUGUCUGGGGACCACCACUUGGCAACUCCUCUUUGCAUACUGUCCCUUUUCCGUGCUGUKCUGAGGGAUGCCCCUGAGCRGAGCUGGCUCUGGGRUGGUGAGUGUAGUGCAAUGGAACGCUCACCAGCUUCAGAGUCAGGCACAGGUUCCAGCCCCAGGUUUUGACCUUGGGCAGUUAACCUCACUUGCAAGGUGAUUUCGAAGGUUAAGUAAAGCAGUUUAUGAGAAUGCAUCGUGUGUCACCUGACACAGAGCAGAUACCUGGUGUGCUUUAGUUUCCUCUUCACAUUAGCAUAGACUGGUACCAACCAGUAUGUGCAGACUGUCCCCAUCUUUAUUUUUCUUUUAUAUUGCUGGGGAUUGAACCCAGGGCCUCAUGCAUGCCGGGCAAGUGCUCUACCACUGAGCUACACCCCAGCUCUUCCGUCUGUAAUAGGCAUACAAAUCCCCUGGGAUCCUGUAAAAAUGCAGACUCUGGCUCCGAAGGUGUGGAGGCGCCCGAGCGCUCACUGGCCAGCUCCCAGGGGAUGCCGGGAGCAGCGGGGGAGCUGGACCAGGUGAAGUCAGGUCCCUUUCCAGGUCUCGGAGCACAGGAGUCCAGGGCUAAGCCCGUGACCCCUUCCUCCUUUCCCCCUUUUAAAGGUCAAGUGAAUGUAGUGUGAAGACUUCUUCCUGAACCCUGAAGCUCCCAAGAAAUA